Amoebophrya sp. A25 is the source of this 2014-nucleotide messenger RNA. The record is from the annotation of a GenBank genome assembly. NCBI's taxonomy places the organism in Eukaryota, Dinophyceae, Syndiniales, Amoebophryaceae.
UGUGGAGAUGUUACCUGUGACAUCUGAUGUUCAUACUGACGAGAGGGAGAUAUGCACCUAUUUUCUUCGAUCAAAAAUGUAGCUAAUCACGGUAUCGGUAGUGCAUGUGCUAUUUUUCCAUCUGUGAUGACAUGAGCGCUACUAAAUUGAGUCGUCGGUCACGGAGUUUCUAAACGACGUUAUCGCUAUCCGUUGAGAGCAAUAUGAGCAUGUUCCCUGCUACCAUGCAUGGGCAAUCCUAGAUGCUCUAAUGGGCUCAGUCUAAAACCACUCGGUCACCCAGGUUGGAUGUCAAUGUUGCUCCGGAGGAUUAUAGACCCCCCAAUUGCUAUUUUACAUCCCGCCCAGCUCUUGACAAGACGACUUGCGGCUUUUCUACAUAGAUAUCACAAUCGUAUUGGAGUGGGAGAAUCCUGUAGGAGGAUCUUCUGAUUGUUUCGUUGCACUUGCACUGUUUCUACCUGUCAUCUUUGUGAAAGUCAUCCUUUAGUAAGCAUCAGCCAAGCUGCAGCGCUUGCCCGUUUUCGUUAUGUACAGCGUUCAAUACAUAGAAGAUUUAUUGGAGUCUGCGACUGCGUUGUAAAAGUAUACAUAGAUACUUAGAACAAUUCUUCAAUCAAGUCUUUCCCCCGGUACGUUGUGAAAAUGACGCUUACACAGAGCUCCCGUACGCCGUACGAUCACUUACGGUUUGCUUACCCCGAGACCUGGAAAAACUUGGUCAGAAUUUUCGAACAAAAUGGUGCAGUGACAAAUCUCGCCGGUGUGCGAAGACCGGAAGGGUACAAGAACUUUUUUAAGUAGUUAAUGAAUGCAUCUUUCUACUCGUUGGUCGCAUCUUCUGCUCGUUGAGUAGCCUACUCACCCUUAUUAUACUAGACUACACGUUCACGUCGUGCUCGUGCUGUCAUCGAUCAGGAUCACACAGUCAAACUCACAGUCGCUGUUUUGAUACUCGAUGCAUGGAUUUUGAUGUCUCGACUUCACCUUAGGCUUUCGCUCACUGGACCACACGAAGCACCUGUGGAACCGCCAAAGAGUAUGUUCGAGCUAACAGAGGAGGAAAAGCGUACCAUAAAGUACAAGGAAGAUAAGGAAAAAGAAGCCGUACACCAGCUGCGUUUACUUAAAGCUAGCCGAAGAAACCCAACAGGGGGAUGGUACCAAUCAAUUCAAUCUUGUGAUUUUAUCUGAAGACUUUUUUUCGAUUUUGGCUCGAAACAUUGCAAUGGAGAUGUCGAGUACCGAACUUGAUAAAGACGUCACGACUUUUGGACAAUUCGAUCAGGAUUACUCUUCCAGUUGUACUACAAUUCUUUUCGUCUUGUUCUGGUGGUCUUAUUGAUUUUAGAAACAAGUCAAAGUCUUUUAAAAAACCCUGCAGGUAUGAGGGAUUGCCAACGCAUCAUAAGAUUGCGUGUCUCUACAAUGAGAAGCCUAAGCCAGUCGAAGAGGGCUUUGCGGUCGACCACCAGGACUCGAAGGGCUCUCUGGCACCAGUUUCGAAGUAAGGAGCAUGGUAGUUCUACGAACAUAUUAUCUUCAACUACUUGUUCUGAACUUACUAGUUGUAUUAAGCACGCACCUAUCAUGAAAAAAACUGAAACUGUAUUAAAUGUACUUAUGUUGUGAACAUGUCAAAGUCAAUCACAUCCAGCAACGUCAACAUGCUUGUACUUUCAGAGGGUUUUUGUUGGCAUCCUGACGGUAACAAGUACCUUGCUGCUCUUGUAGUACUACGAACAUUUUACAUGGUCAUACUCAUACACACGGGGGCGUGCUUAUCACGACAUACUAGCAGCUCCUCACAUAUUGAUUAAGCGCGAAGAUCAACAAGUCAGGUUUUGGAACGUUUUAAGUUCUUGUGGAAACUGGAAUUUUUUAUGACGUCAUCCCCACACGUUCAAUCUAAAACAGCAUCAGAUCCUGAAGUGAAGGGUGACCUUUUCGAAAAGAACCAAAUCGCAUACCAAGAAGAUCUCCGAAAAAAAGCAGCUUCAGCUGCCGAGAAUAU